GGUGGUAAUGGUGGUGGCGACAGUGAGUAGUAACAGCUGUAACUUUUCGGAAGAUUUUAGACUGAACAUUAAAUUGUCGUGUUAUUUUGUCACGGCUCGAGUUGCACACAAACUGGCUGUAUCGCUUUCGGUAAGGAUGCAAAAAUGUUACGAGACACGCGGCUAAGAUUACGACAUUGACACGCGGUGUGAAUGAAACGACUAAAUGCGGUCAGCGAAAAGUAUUUGACAGCUGAAAUUGCGUAAUUACAGAGAAAAUAUAACGUGCAUCCUCUCACGCAUGAUUCAGUCGUGAUCCAAUAAAAUUAUCAUCGGGAGAAUGGCGGAGCUGGAUGACUUGUUUCACACGGAUCAAUAUGUAGGCCCGGAGCGGCUCACCGAUCUCUGCUUUAAAUUGAUCUGCGAGAAUCUCGACAUUAUCUCGAUAAAGGGAAGACGGGGUCAUCGAAUAUUACGGAAAGGGAUUACUUUCCCGAGCGAGAUAUGUGACAAAAUUAUCGAGUAUGCGCAAUACAGCGAGGCGACCGAGGACGACGAUUGUUUUUUUUCAAUCUUUAAAAACUUAGCGGCUACUCGACUGAAGCACGUUAAAAUCUCCAGUUGCAGCUUAACUGACACUUCGGUUCAGACUCUUACCAGUCACAAACUCUACGAUUUAGAACUUACCGAUUGUAGUAAUUUAACGGAACUUUGUAUCGAACAUAUUAAUGCCAAUUCAGAAAAUCUUCAUAGUUUAGCAUUUCAUGGAACUUCGAUGAUUGUACCAUCGCGUUUGAGCCCAGCUGAAUCAUCUUUCGAUUACUACAAACGAGGAUAUGUUUUCAAAACGCCAAAUUUAAGACGUUUGGCAUUAGGAUAUUUAGGAAUAGCUGCAUCAGAAUAUGUCUUGUUACUGGCAGGAUUAAUCAAUUUGACGCAUCUGGACUUAUCUAAUAGUUUUGACAUUGAUACUUUUGAAUUUUAUCAUCUAGUACCAAAUUUAGUGUCGUUAACUUUGUAUAAUGUUAAAGUCAAUACGGAUUCAAAAUCUUUUGUUAAAAACAUCAGCCAAUUGAAGAAUUUAAGGCACUUGGAUAUUUCACAGUCAAAUUACAAACACGGACAGUUUGAGAAUCCUAAUAGAGUCUUAGCUGACUUAGUAAAUGGUUUACCACAAUUGGUUUCCUUAGAUAUCGGUGGUACAAAUCUAGCUGGAAGAGGUGUAGCCGAACGUCCUAUCGACAUGAAAAUCGAGGAUACUAAUCUCUGUCAGCUUUCUGACAUACCAGGACUCGCCUCUAGAAUACAUAAGCCAUUACAAUUUUUAGGUCUUUAUGGUACUGCCCAUGGUGCUUGCAGAAGGCACGACAUACCAGCAAAAGUGGUGGCUGGUGAUGCAAACGAAGAUCAAAUAUUGAUCGCAGCUCAUGUUUGCAUGGACAAUAAACAGGAGUUGUUACAAAAAGUACUCAGUGAUUUAUACCAUGUGUUUAGAUAUGAGAAUUGCCACAGAAUGGAUCAAGCACUGUGCACUGUGUUGGAAGCGAUGGAAAAGCAUCCAGCUCAGAAGCAUAUACAGAUAUCAGGAAGCGCUACCUUAUUUUACAUAGUAAAAAUGAAGGAAAAAGGCGAAUUAGUAGCACGAAUGAAGAGAAGAAUUAUAAGUACCCUCCUUGCUGGUAUGAGCGCGCAUAGAGAUGAGGAAACUAUGAUGCGAAACGGAUGUUUGGCAUUGUGCCAAUUUCGCAUACCACAAGAUGUGAUGUCGAAUUAUGAAGCACUUGUUAAAGUACUUCUACAUUCAGCCAGACAUUCGGAACCAGAGAGUUUUGUUCAAAGAAUCGGUAUAUAUUUAUUAAACUCUUUGGCUUGUCAAGUGGAGGGUAAAGAAAAAAGAUUGCUCGGCAAAUUGGGUUGCGUUAAGACCAUGUUGGAAUUGGUGGAAUAUAGAGUGGAGUCUAAUAUAUUUGACGACGUAUUAGAAGUUGCAUGGUCGACUAUGUGGAACAUGACCGAUGAAACGUCCAUAAAUUGCCAACGAUUCUUAGAUGAAAAAGGCAUGGCAUUGUUUCUGUUGUGCGUAAAGCAAUAUCCACACAAGGAAGAAUUGUUGAGGAAUAUGAUGGGUUUGCUCGGUAAUGUAGCAGAAGUCGAGUAUCUUCGAAUUCACCUUAUGCAGGAGCGAUAUGUAACAGUCUUCGCGAAUCUAUUACGUUCCAAUAGCGAUGGAAUCGAGGUUCCGUACAACGCCGCUGGUAUAUUGGCACACAUGGCAUCUGAUGGUCUUGACGCUUGGACGAUAGAAAAGCCGACUCGCAAUGAGGUUCUUAAAUACAUGGUGCAAGCGAUUGAAAGUUGGGAUUUAAAUGCGGAACGCAAUAUCAAUUAUCGUUCUUUUGGACCAUUGCUACGCCUGUUGGAUGUAUACCACACUCCUCCGUGUCAACAUUGGGCCGCUUGGGCUCUAGCCAAUCUCACCAAAGUAUACCCAUUUAAAUACUGUACAUUGGUAGUGAAAGAAGGAGGAAUGGAGAAACUACACACAUUGAUAGCAGACUCCAGACCGUACGAGCGUAUAAAGGAACUUGCAAACUUAGUGAUUGAAAAUUGCUGUCAAUACGAAAGUCAUUCCGACGAUGUAAACGUUUCUCAUUCGGCAUUAGAUGCGGAAUAUAGUUUGGAUGGUUAAAAAAAAAGAUUUUAGUAAUAUCGUUUCAUACAUUGAAUUACUUGUGUCGUUUCUUUAGACAAAAUGAGUUAUAAUUGGUAUUAUUAACAACACAGAGAAGCCAAUCAGUUAACCAGUGCGUUAAAUGACUAUAAUUUUUUGAACGAAAAGAUGGAAACGAACGGAUGCUCAAUAUUAUAAUUACAAGAAUUAAGCAUGCGAGUGCGUGGCUGGAUGCCUGUUGAAAGCAUGUGUGUGAGUAUGAAGAACGUAAAAUAUUUUAAAACUAUUUAAUAUUAUCGGCAAAUAUUUAUCAUAUACAUUAUUGGUAAUGAUUGAUAGUUGACCGAACCGCGGAUUCUUUAUCCAUUCAGUGUACAUAAUUUGCUCAUCGUAAAAAGCAAAAGUUGCAAGUAAGGUAAUUACCUUGUCUCUCAACUAUGACUUGUCUUUAACUACGUGUAUUAACUUUCGUACAGUGGGUGCUUUUUUUCCUGUCCUUUUUGCUUCUUUCUUGUAGAUAAUACAGCAUAAAUAAUUUGUUCUUAUUAGAAUUUUUCUGACAUGUAAAAGCGAGAUAGACAAUUGAAAGAUCUUGCGUGUAAAUAGAAUUUAUGAAGAAGCAGUAAAGUGUAUUAGAUUUAAAUGUUUUGUAAUUUAUCGUUAUUAAUAUUAAAAUCCUCUGAAAAAAUUAA
This is a messenger RNA of Linepithema humile (Argentine ant), 3342 nucleotides long. RefSeq names its product protein zer-1 homolog. The record is from RefSeq and is a predicted model, not a curated record. Lineage: Eukaryota; Metazoa; Arthropoda; Insecta; Hymenoptera; Formicidae. Gene Ontology annotation, cellular component: Cul2-RING ubiquitin ligase complex.